Callithrix jacchus (white-tufted-ear marmoset) is the source of this 7643-nucleotide messenger RNA. It is a transcript of the gene GPR161, whose product is annotated as G protein-coupled receptor 161. Gene Ontology annotation, biological process: G protein-coupled receptor signaling pathway. The record is from RefSeq and is a predicted model, not a curated record. NCBI's taxonomy places the organism in Eukaryota, Metazoa, Chordata, Mammalia, Primates, Cebidae. Gene Ontology annotation, molecular function: G protein-coupled receptor activity. Gene Ontology annotation, cellular component: plasma membrane; recycling endosome.
UUUGUUUUGCGGUGACUGCUGCCUGGACUCUUGGUUCCAAGGGAGUGCAGGGCAGCCUCGUGGAGCCCGGUUUACGUCCACUCCCCACUUCCCGGGGCUGCCUUUGGGGCGGGGUCCCCGUGGUAUUCGCAGAGCCGGGGACAGAGCCUGGCCGGAGGCUGAUGGACGCUGUCGCGGGUCGGCUGGAUGAAUGAAAGGUGAGCGGCAAAGGCGGUGCCAGGAUCGUCCCCGGCGGGGCUGGAGGAGAACGGGACGGCGCGGAGCCUGCGGGAAGAAUCUCCUGGCGCACUGGGAGUCCUCUGAGAGGUGAAGAAGCACUGUAUGGUCUGAGGGCUGUGAGCUCACUGUAUGGGUUCAGAGGAAGACAGAAUGGGCUGAACUGGAACUGACCUAAAUGUCAGCAGGAGUAGUCAUCCAGCAUGUUCUGCCCACCCCAUGCCGAGGUGCACUGACCAUGAGCCUCAACUCCUCCCUCGGCUGUAGGAAGGAGCUGAGUAACCUCACUGAGGAGGAGGGCGGCGAAGAGGGUGUCAUCCUCACCCAGUUCAUCGCCAUCAUUGUCAUCACCAUUUUUGUCUGCCUGGGCAACCUGGUCAUCGUGGUCACCUUGUACAAGAAGUCCUACCUCCUCACUCUCAGCAACAAGUUCGUCUUCAGCCUGACCCUGUCCAACUUCCUGCUGUCCGUGUUGGUGCUCCCUUUCGUGGUGACAAGCUGUAUCCGCAGGGAAUGGAUCUUUGGUGUCGUCUGGUGCAACUUCUCCGCCCUCCUCUACCUGCUGAUCAGCUCGGCCAGCAUGCUCACCCUCGGGGUAAUUGCCAUCGACCGCUACUAUGCUGUCCUGUACCCCAUGGUGUACCCCAUGAAGAUCACAGCUAACCGGGCCGUGAUGGCACUUGCCUACAUCUGGCUUCACUCGCUCAUCGGCUGCCUGCCGCCCCUGUUUGGUUGGUCAUCGGUGGAGUUUGACGAGUUCAAGUGGAUGUGUGUGGCUGCCUGGCACCGGGAGCCUGGCUACACGGCCUUCUGGCAGAUCUGGUGUGCCCUCUUCCCCUUUCUGGUCAUGUUGGUGUGCUAUGGCUUCAUCUUCCGCGUGGCCAGGGUCAAGGCACGCAAGGUGCACUGCGGCACAGUCAUCGUGGAGGAGGAUGCCCAGAGGACCGGGAGGAAGAACUCCAGCACCUCCACCUCCUCUUCAGGCAGUAGGAGGAACGCCUUUCAGGGUGUGGUCUACUCAGCCAACCAGUGCAAAGCCCUCAUCACCAUCCUGGUGGUCCUCGGUGCCUUCAUGGUCACCUGGGGCCCCUACAUGGUUGUCAUUGCCUCUGAGGCCCUCUGGGGGAAGAGCUCCGUCUCUCCGAGCCUGGAGACUUGGGCUACAUGGCUGUCCUUUGCCAGCGCUGUCUGCCACCCCCUGAUCUAUGGACUCUGGAACAAGACAGUUCGCAAAGAACUACUGGGCAUGUGCUUUGGGGAUCGGUAUUAUCGGGAGCCGUUUGUGCAACGACAGAGGACUUCCAGGCUCUUCAGCAUUUCCAACAGGAUCACAGACCUGGGCCUGUCCCCGCACCUCACGGCGCUCAUGGUGGGCGGUCAGCCCUUGGGGCACAGCAGCAGCACGGGGGACACUGGCUUCAGCUGUUCCCAGGACUCAGGGACAGACGUGAUGCUGCUUGAGGACUACACGUCUGAUGACAGCCCUCCCUCUCACUGCACUUGCCCACCCAAGAGAAGGAGCUCGGUGACCUUUGAGGAUGAAGUGGAACAAAUCAAAGAAACUGCCAAGAACUCGAUUCUUCAUGUGAAAGCUGAGGUACACAAGUCGCUGGACAGUUACGCAACCAGCUUGGCCAAAGCCAUUGAGGCUGAAGCCAAAAUCAACUUAUUUGGGGAGGAGGCUUUGCCAGGGGUCUUGCUCACAGCACGGACUGUCCCAGGGGCUGGCUUUGGGGGCCGCCGAGGCAGCAGAACUCUUGCGAGUCAGAGGCUGCAGCUACAGAGCAUCGAAGAAGGGGAUGUUUUAGCCGCUGAGCAGAGAUGAAGGCCUGGGGUGCCCUGGGGCUGUGGCCCAAGAGGCCGGCCUGAAGAGGAGUUCCCAUCACCAUCUGUGCCGUGGCCUUGGGAGCACGUCACUGUGUACAGCUGGCCACACACAGGGAAGGAGCAAUAUAUGGUGUGCAGCCACCAGGACAAGGACUGAAAAUAAUGUCUACCGUUCCACGCUUCAGCGUUUCCAGAGACCACAUGUGAGCUGCUUUUAGGUCCCAGUAAUGGGACCAGAAGCAUCUAAAGCAAAAAACAAAACAAAACAAAAACACACACACACAUAUAGAGAUGUGGCCGUGGCUUUUUGGGAGGUGGGCCAUAGGAGGACCAGAGACAAAGGGCUUGGAAGGAAAUCCCCACAUGCAUCAUUUUCCCUUCACACCUGUGUGCUAGGAGUCCAGCCGUGCACGGUGCCAGAGCCCUCAGGAGGAGAACCCUCUCAAUGUACUGUGGAGGAUGGCACAACGCUUCUUCCUAAUGACACGCGACCGUCCUGGUGCUUCUGCAUGGUUGAUGCAGGCAGUGCGGGACCCUGAGUUCUAGACUAACUGGUCCACAGAGAGAGAGCACCCAGGAGCAGAGCACUUCAGAGUAGCCCUCAGUGGUGCCACCUGCUGGUGUUAGUGGGGCAGCCACAGGCCUCUUGAGGACGGGCCCACCCUGCCCACUGCCCUACUGACAAGUUCUUUUGUAUUUCAAAAGGGAGAAACCACUAUAAAAGACAGGAGGAAGGGCAGAUACUAGGUGUUUGUUUCCAGAAUUUAAAAAAACAUCCAUUUAAGAUGCACAACUGUUUUACCAGGACUGCAUGGGACUAGUGAAAAGCACAGCCAGAAAACAGAGUAACUGUUAUUUGUUUACAUGGGAAAGCCUAAUUAGACUCCGUGUGAUGUGUGAGUGACUGAUGAAAAUACAGCCGGCCCCGGCUCCGCAGGGCACACUCCCAAAAGUAACAAGCCUGGCGUAAAACAAGAUAGAAGCCCUGGACUCAGAGCCAGGAACCCGGGUUCUUGGCCCAUUCCUGUCUUCGUGUGCGCUUGUCAUUUGGGACAUCCUGUCACGUCUCUAGGUUCUCUAUAAACUGGGAAAAAGGAGCGGGGAGUUGGUUUGGUCUCCAAGAUCAUUUCCAGCUCUCAUCUUUGGUGUUGUCUGGAUUUGUAAAGCAGAGAUGGAAAAAACACAAAAGCAGACCCAUGGACUGACCUUUGUUUAACUGUGGAAUGUGGUUGCUCAUGUACAUGUGAAGUGCGACCAGAUUGGGGUUCUGUGGCCUUGUCUGCCCUGCCCAUUAGAGCACAGUCUGGAUAGAAUGCCAGCCACCAAGAUGCGUGAGGGGCAGGGUCACCACCUCAGAAGGGGAAGCACAGGCAUGGGGUUGGGAUGGUUAGACCUCUCUUCUCCUCCCUUUGAGUUGGAACAGCAGUUGGUGUUUGGUCCUGGAGUCACUGCUGUGAUGACUGGGGAAGCCACUGGAUCUGCUCUUGCGUCCGCCCUUCAGCCUGCAUGAAUAAAUCAGUUCAGGACUUCUCUGCUUUGGUUGGCAGAAGGUAGAUUCCAAGGAGAUCUUGCUGGCUGCUAAGAGGCAGCUAUUCUAGAAAGUGAAUUACCCUUGUGGUGUUUUCUUUGGGGCCUAGCUAGCUCCUGGUGAGGCAGUGUCUCUGUGUUGUGUGGCAGAAACCAGUGGUCCCUGGUCUGCAGUUUAAUGAAUGACCAUUCAUGAGGCCUGGAGUCUUGCUACGUGUGAUGACUGAACUCAAUGACUAUUCUGGGUCACCUGGGUGCCAGGCGCUGGCCUAGCUUCUGGGAGUGGGCAGGUGCAGAGGGCAGGUUCACCUGUGCAGGUCGGACACUCCACGUCCAUUACUGAUGGCAUUGCUAAGUCUGCGUGUGGUUCACGUUUUCCAUAUAUAUUCUCUGUAUAUAUAUUUUCUGGCACUUGUCUAGUUUCUGAAGGGACCAUAUUCCUGAUCGGCUAGUGUACACAGAGGUGGAACAGGGCAGAGAGACCUUUGUCUCUAGGACGGGUUGCUGGUUAGGUGUAGGCAUACUUGAAUGCAGCCACUUGGCUUUGAAGCCCAAGGAUGGGAGAAAGCUCCCCUGACUGUACUAGAUUGGGCUCCAGGGAAAGAACCCUCAGACAGCCUCCCACUCCCCCACUGACACCACAAUAGCUGGGAUAUAAUAGAAUUUACUCUAAAUAAAUCUAGAAAUACUGUUUUUCACAAAAGGAUUCACUGUAUUUCCCUUUUUAAAAUAUAUUUUACUGAGGUCCAGUUCAUUUAGUUAUCUACCAGACACUGCACAUCCACUGUGUGCAAAGCACCCGGUCAGGCUCUGUAGGCAAAACCACUGAAGUGUGCACUCUGAUUUAGGGAGCAGGACCUGGAGGAUACCGAUUCUAAUAACUAGCAAAGUCAAGUAGUGGUUACAGAAAGAAGUGUGGUUUCAGAGGGAGGUGGAUAUUUCCAACUGUGGAGUUAGGGAUGGCUCCGUGAGGUAGGUGACAGUUUGAGCUAAGUCUUGGAGGAUGUUUGACAGCUAGAACCAUAUUUUUCAUAUUCAGGAAUUCAAUUUGCCUUUAUUCAGCUAGAGAGAGAGAGAAGGGGUGGGUGGGGGAGAAGGAAAGAAUUUUUACACAUUCUGAAGUUCCUGAGAGGCAUUUUUGAGGAUAUCUGCCAUUAGUGCAGAAGGUCAAAGCCCCACGUGCCCCCAGUAAACCCUGGCUCAUUAACUGUAAACUUCUGUGCAGUGGCACCUGCAGCCUUCCUGAUGGGACCACAUGGACAGCAGCACAUGAAACAUUUUGCUACUUACUAGCUUCAACACCUCAGUCCUGUGUCUCCUGGUUUUGACAUGACCACAUUUAGAGCUACUGCCCAUCUCUGCUUUCACUGAGAUUUCUGCCCUACUGGGUCCCUGUGCUAUGCCACAGAUAACAGGUUUGGGGCAGUUUUGACCCAGAAGGCAUUGGGAGUCCCACAUUACAGAGCACACGCACAGCUCGGCACAACCAUUUCCCCGGCCAGAGGCACCAAGACUGAAGUUCAGGCCCUUAGACACUAGGUGGCAGCAGUGUGGCUGUGCAGAGCUAAGGAUGAACCUGGGUGGUUUUUUGCCUCUGGCUGAGUGCUCUUGUUUUGAAUUCCUUUGCCCUCAUCGUGUAGUCCACGGCCUUGGGGACCAAGGACCACCUGGCUAGCCUGCUUACAUGCAUGACCUCAUCCAGGUUCACAGGUCUUGCCACUGAGUGAUGUUAGCUAGAUCACUGCUCCUGGAGAAGCAGGGUUGAGGAGUGUUUGUUAAGACGAGGGCCAUCUGGUGCCCAUGUUCAUUGAUUCUCAUUUGAGGAGCUACUAUGUGGUCUUUCUGUAAACAAGUGAGCAACCAGUGAGACUAAAUAUUUGCAAUAGACAGGCUAAGGAAUUUGGGUUGAGACAGGAGACGGAGGAAAAGUGCUUAGAUACAAUGACAGAUUAUUAGUCUGUUCAGAUUUACCUAUGUAUUUUUCCAUCCUGACAAUAUGCCUUUUAGAUAUCUGCAAAUUAGACAUGUCUCUGGAUAAACCACAAGAUACACUCACGACACAUGUUCAGCCUUGAGCCCUGGCUGUGUGCUGUCUGGAAGAACUCUGAGGAUGGUGUGGCUAUAAAGAGGGGGCAGUGAGCUGGCAUGUGAGUGCCUACUGUGGGACGGACCUGUUUGACAUGUGAGUGCCUGUGAUGUGCUAGGUGCUGUGUUAGGUACUUCCAAUGCUUUCUCUCAUUUCACAUAGCGGGGAUGGUGAAGACAUAGGUAUGGUUAAGUCGUGAGUUCAGAUCCUAUACUUCCACUUAUUACCUGGGUGUUUUCAAGCAAGUCACAUGGUAUUUCUGCAUGCGUUUCCUCAUCUUUGAAGUUCUGUCAUGUUUCUGUGUGGAGACACACAGAAUUGAGGGAGGCCUCUGUCGCAGGGUGAUUGUCUGGAUUCUAUGGGGAAAUACUUGGAAAACCUGCAGCACAAUGCCUAGGGUGCAGCUGAAGCUGAGCCACUGGUGUUUCUUCACAGUAUCUCUGUGGGGGGCGGGCGGUGUAUUCUUGUUUUACAGGGAUCUCCCUAUAAUGCAGUGAGAAUCUUGAAAAGAUAACUGUUAUCCUAGAUGGGAGGUGUUAAAGGUUGUUGCCAUGGGAAUUGUCAUAUUUGUUGCAUAGCAAGGAAGGACUUUUGGGAAAGCAGGGAUGUGGUGAGGAAGAGAAGGCAAUAGAGAGGAGAGAGGAAAGGCAUCUGGAACCUGAAAUGUCUAAGGGAGCCGAAAUGAGAUUUUCUAUUAAAAAUGUCUAUGCCAUUGGCCUGUUUGUACAAAAAUAAAAUAAUUCUAAUUUGUCCUGAAUGACUAUCAAAGAUGAUCAAACCCCCAGGGCCUGGUGUAGCAUUCCAAAUCAUAGCACAAAUACAGCUUGACCUUCCUUACAUUCCAGAAGGGACACUCUCCCUGACAAAUGCCCUUGGCUGCUGAGGACAGCUCUGUUCUGUAGCAACAGAGUGAAUGCCUGGCUGUGGCUCUUGGGUUCACAGAAUCCCUAAUCCUCCAAGCCCCUAAGAGGCAAGGCAGGGAUGCUACUCACAAUAUAUGCAGAACCCCAGAUGGAGCCUGUGGGAGAGAGAGGAAAUCACCAUCUUCACCCUAGGCAAAGGAGAAUGGUUGUGAUCAGCCAUAUAUGCCUGCAAGAAGGUGCAGAGCCAUAUUGUCCUUGUGGGUUGGGAGAGGGGACACAGAAUCCAAGGAAAUUGUCUCAGGUCUCAAGCCAGAAUCAGAGCCCAACUCCAGGUCUUGGGCAAAUGGCUGAGAGAAGCAAGGAGCCAGUCUUACAGGUCAAGGAAGAUGAGGGAUAGUUGAGAGUCAUCAAUAUCAUACAACAGGCCAGCAGGGCUUUAUUAGGUAGGUAGAACUACUGUAAACCAAGGAUCAUGGGAGAUAUUAACAUCUGCUGACCAGACCUGAAAAAUACUGAAAGCCCAAGGAAAGUGACUGGACUCACUGGAAAGUAUCUAACAAAUACUUUGGACUCCAAAGUAUUUCCAGUACAUUGAAGAUUCCUUUGAAAAUAUCAAAGCACAAACUCAAAUCUGCACAAGAUUAUAAAAAGCACAUUUGGUCAAUGUUUUUAAGAGAACAUAUAGACAAAGCUGUGUUCAUUUCCCUCAGCAAGCAUUUUCCUGGAAAAUAUUAAUAGCUUAAGAAUCAAAUGCCACUUUAGUUUUUCCUUCUUUCACUAGUUUGAAAUACCAGAAAUCACAGGUGAGUCAUCCCUCCCAGAGGAAAAGACAGUCCAGGGAGGAUCACAGGCCUGGGCAGACAAGGCCACACUGAGAGCAGGAGGAACCUGCAUGCUUAAGGGACGGAGUACCGUGCUGUGUUCUGAUAAUGGACCCCUGGAUGCAGAAAUGGUUAAAAACCAACCUUCGAAAACAAAAAACCCAAGCUAAUCCUGAAAUAUAUUUAAGUCUUUGGAUUUUUUUAAGAUUAAAAAAUGUUUAGGAUUAUUAUAAAUCAGUAUUUAUAAACAAGCAAAAGUGUAUUUAGAAUUGUUGACCUGAUUAAAUGCUUUUGGUAUGUGUA